CUCUCGUCAUACGUCUGGGGUCAGAGUUGAAGGGUUAUAUCCAAUAUGGCGGCUAACAAACGAGUGUUGUAUGUCGGUGGUCUGGCAGAGGAGGUGGAUGAGAAGGUUUUACAUGCAGCAUUCAUUCCGUUUGGAGACAUCAUAGACAUCCAGAUACCUUUAGACUAUGAAACAGAAAAACACAGAGGAUUUGCCUUUAUUGAGUUUGAAUUGGGAGAGGAUGCUGCAGCAGCGAUUGAUAACAUGAAUGAGUCUGAGCUUUUUGGAAGAACUAUCCGCGUUAACAUAGCCAAACCCAUGAGAAUAAAAGAAGGCUCAUCUCGACCAGUAUGGUCGGAUGAUGACUGGCUGAAAAAGUUCUCAGGGAAGACAGCAGAGGAGGCUGAAGGCGAGGCGGCCAAUGAAACAACCAACACUUCAGCACAGGAGGCUGAGCCUCCAGCUAAAAAGGGCAGAGUUAAUCCUCAGGUUUACAUGGACAUCAAGAUUGGAAACAAACCAGCAGGGAGGUUGCGCUUUCUUCUUCGAGCUGACAUAGUUCCCAUGACUGCAGAAAAUUUCCGCUGCUUGUGCACACAUGAGAAGGGCUUUGGCUUCAAAGGGAGCAGCUUCCAUCGCAUCAUUCCUCAGUUCAUGUGCCAAGGAGGUGACUUCACAAACCACAAUGGCACUGGUGGCAAGUCCAUCUACGGGCGAAAGUUUGAUGAUGAAAACUUUGUCCUCAAACACACCGCUCCAGGUCAGCUCUCCAUGGCCAACUCUGGGCCAAACACCAAUGGCUCUCAGUUUUUCAUAACCACAGAUAAAACAGACUGGCUGGAUGGUAAACAUGUGGUGUUUGGAGAUCUGGUGGAGGGGAUGGAUGUGCUCCGUGCAAUGGAGGCUCAGGGAUCAAAAGAUGGCAAGACAAAGCAGAAAGUGAUCAUCUCUGACUGUGGAGAAUAUGUGUGAACAAUAAAGUUAAUUUUGUACGUCUGUUUAAACUGUCUGAGCAGGAAUUUGUCUUCUGAUUUUUGUACUAAAUACACAUCAUCACCCAUGUAAAUAUUUCAAUAAACUUCCUCUUUUUAUAAGAA
This is a messenger RNA of Cheilinus undulatus (humphead wrasse), 1076 nucleotides long. RefSeq names its product peptidylprolyl isomerase E (cyclophilin E) (gene ppie). Gene Ontology annotation, molecular function: peptidyl-prolyl cis-trans isomerase activity; RNA binding. Lineage: Eukaryota; Metazoa; Chordata; Actinopteri; Labriformes; Labridae. The record is from RefSeq and is a predicted model, not a curated record. Gene Ontology annotation, cellular component: intracellular membrane-bounded organelle. Gene Ontology annotation, biological process: protein folding; protein peptidyl-prolyl isomerization. Bases 46 to 951 code for a protein of 301 amino acids. The transcript is spliced from 10 exons.